Messenger RNA from Mitosporidium daphniae, 1608 nucleotides. RefSeq lists its product as uncharacterized. The record is from RefSeq and is a predicted model, not a curated record. Lineage: Eukaryota; Fungi; Microsporidia. The transcript is spliced from 2 exons. Bases 1 to 1608 code for a protein of 535 amino acids. Gene Ontology annotation, molecular function: aldehyde dehydrogenase (NAD+) activity.
AUGCGCUUGACUGGUAGUAUUUCCACCAUUUACCGCCGUUUCAGCUCGUCAGCAUCGGCCAUAAAAAAGGUUUUAAAUGACCUGAAUUUGCUUCCAUAUGGCUCUGGCUGCAACCCGGGUCUCUUUGGCAACGGCGCCAUCAGCGUGGCCUCCGGCGCCACUGUUGAAUCUAUCAAUCCAUGCGACUUGUCGCCAAUUGGUACGUUCAAAUGCGCUACCAAAGAAGAUACCUUAGCAGCCAUUGAAGGCGCUUUCCAGGCCAAAGAUAAAUGGGCAAGUGUCCCGGCGCCAGAGCGAGGCCAAUUUCUGGCUGCCGCAAGGACAGAAAUCUCUCGCCAAAAACAGGCAUUGGGAGCUCUUGUGUCGGCAGAAGUUGGAAAGACAUACCAGGAAGGCUUGGGCGAGAUCCAAGAGAUCAUUGACAUUUGCGACUACGCUAUUGGCCUCUCACGCAUGCUUCCGGGGAGCAUAUUUCCAUCUGAGCGACGAGGUCAUGUUCUGUUAGAAUCGUGGCGGCCUGCCGGAUUGACCGGGGUUAUUACUGCGUUUAAUUUCCCAGCGGCCGUGUUUGGGUGGAACGCCGCUCUGGCUUGGGUAUGUGGAAACCCUGUGAUCUGGAAGCCGGCCCUAUCGACUUCGCUGACAGCAAUUGCGCUGACUCGCCUGAUUCAGGAAGUGCUCAAGAAAAACGAACUCCCCCCUGAAAUAUGUUCCCUGGUCGUUGGCAGUGGAAUGGAAGUCGGAUCUACCUUGGUCUCUUCCGAUAAAGUUCCGUUGAUUUCAUUCACUGGGUCAACUGGCGUAGGCCGAUCCAUCGGGUCUACAGUGGCCUCUCGAUUUGGGCGUUCUAUUUUGGAACUCGGCGGCAAUAACGCUAUCAUCGUGAUGCCAGAUGCCGAUCUUGAUUUGGCUUUGCGGUCGGUUCUUUUUGCCGCCGUCGGAACCACGGGACAAAGAUGCACCAGUGCGCGAAGGCUUCUCAUUCAUUCGUCCAUUUAUGAAGAGUUUACAGCCCGGCUGGUGCAAGCUUACAAGAGCGUCAACAUUGGAAGCCCCUUUGAUCCGGAUGUCCAUUGUGGUCCUCUUCACACCAAAACGGCGCUUGAAAAGUAUACGCAGAUAUUGGAAAAGGAAGUUCCCGCUCAAGGGGGCCGUGUUCUUGCUCAAGCUGGAAGUCUUCCGCAAAUGAAGGGGUAUUUUGCUAGGCCUGUGUUGGUUGGCGGACUGCCAUCACACGCACCUUUGCUUCAGGAGGAGGCCUUUGUGCCGAUCUUAUACCUUGUCCCGUUCGAGUCAUUUGAAGAGGCCGUGGAUAUCAACAAUGCGGUUCCGCAAGCACUUUCCAGCUCGAUUUUUACAAAAAACUUGGAACAUGUUAUGAAGUGGACAUGUGACGCCUCCACCAAAGCAAGCUCAGAGUGCGGCAUCGUCAAUGUCAAUGUGCCCACAAACGGAGCAGAAAUUGGCGGCGCUUUUGGAGGAAACAAGGCGACCGGCUGGGGAAGAGAGUCUGGAAGCACCUCCUGGCAGCAGUACAUGACUCGACACACUUGCACCAUCAACUAUUCCAGGGACCUGCCCCUUGCGCAGGGCAUCAAGUUCGGAUAG